Molecule: messenger RNA, 7005 nt
Organism: Pogoniulus pusillus (Red-fronted tinkerbird)
Lineage: Eukaryota; Metazoa; Chordata; Aves; Piciformes; Lybiidae
Gene: FHIP2A
Product: FHF complex subunit HOOK interacting protein 2A
Exons: 17
Coding region: 461-3007 (848 amino acids)
Source: RefSeq, a predicted model, not a curated record
CCUGGGCUGCUCCGUAUCUAGCCAUAAUGGCAGCCGCGGGUGCUUUUCCAGUCCUCACGAAGCAAAGCGGUGUGUGUAAACUCAAGGACCUUUGCUAGAGCCUGAUGGCCUUUGGGCUCGGAGGCAGCAGUGGUGCCGUCCCUCUCCCCUCGCUUCCCUGCCCGGGAGUUGUCCACAGAGGCGGGGGGACCGGUCUGGGGCACGCCAACUCGCUGCCCGCUCCGAGCCCUGGCCGCGUCCUGCAGUGCCCUCAGCCUGUGCCCUGGACAGGUCCGGCAUACACGGCCCCGUCUGUUCGACAAUGCAAGAGUCACGGUUAGCUGGAGAACAGCGCUGCCGGCUGCCCAGACUCACGGGCUCCAAGCCACGUCGCCUCGGGUGGCGCUGAGCUGAGCACGCUGCGCUGGGCCGGGCCGGGCCCGGCCGCUUUGCUGGGCUUCCCCGCCGAGUGGCUGUUUGCAUGCUGGGGGUGGCGGCCCCUGCAGGCCGUGCCGGGGCGGACAGCCGAAGCCUCGGCAGCCGUCGCCAGAGCACGGCGGUGUCAGUGCCACGGUGUCCGCCGGGGACCGAGAGGCAGAGUCGGCGGCCGUCCGCCCGUCCGAUCCCUGCGGCCAGGACGCCGCAUGCAGCCCUCACCCUGGAGCGGCGGCGGCGGAUCGAGGAGCUCUCGCGGUCCUCCCGGCAGCGGCUGCUCCAGUCGCGGGACAGGAUGUUCUCCAAGUUCACCUCCAUCCUGCAGCACGCCGUGGAGGCGCUUGCACCUUCCCUUCCAUUACAAGAAGAUUUUGUUUACCAUUGGAAGGCAAUCACCCAUUACUACAUAGAGACAUCAGAUGACAAAGCUCCUGUGACUGAUACCAACAUUCCUUCUCACCUGGAACAGAUGUUGGAUAUUCUGGUUCAAGAGGAAAAUGAGAGGGAGUCGGGUGAAACAGGACCAUGUAUGGAAUAUUUGCUGCAUCACAAGAUUUUGGAGACCCUCUACACACUAGGAAAAGCUGAUUGUCCUCCAGGAAUGAAACAACAAGUUUUGGCUUUUUAUACAAAACUUCUUGGAAGAAUAAGACAACCUCUUCUUCCCCACAUAAACGUGCAUAGGCCUGUGCAGAAAUUAAUCAGGCUAUGUGGUGAAGUUUUGGCAACUCCAACGGAAAAUGAAGAAAUUCAGUUUCUCUGUAUAGUGUGUGCAAAGCUGAAGCAGGACCCAUACCUGGUCAACUUCUUUCUUGAGAAUAAGUUAAAAGCAAUGACUUCUAAGGGAUCAGCGAGUGUAAUCACAGAAGACAUGCUGAAAGGCCAAGACUCUCUGACAGCAGACACGGGACAGCCUCUUCAGCCUGAAGAAAUACCUGGUGCUGCUGGAGCAGAGCAAAUGGAGAAGGAUGAUGACCUCCUGCAGCAGGGAGAUGAUCUCUCUUUCAGUCUGGAUGAGUUAAAUGUCACAUCAUCAUCCGAGUCCUCCACUAGUUGUCCAAAUCAAGACUACAAUUUAGUGAAUUCUCUACUAAACCUCACCAAAAGUCCUGAUGGCCGGAUAGCAGUGAAGGCCUGUGAAGGCCUCAUGCUUUUGGUGAGUUUGCCAGAACCAGCAGCUGCCAAGUGCCUGACUCAAAGCACUUGUUUAUGUGAACUGUUGACAGACAGGCUGGCCACCCUCUACAAAGCCCUGCCUCAGUCACUGGAUCCCUUAGACAUUGAAACGGUGGAGGCAAUUAACUGGGGUUUGGAUUCCUAUAGCCACAAAGAGGAUGCAUCUGCUUUUCCAGGGAAAAGAGCGUUGAUUUCAUUUCUUUCAUGGUUUGACUACUGCGAUCAACUCAUCAAAGAAGCACAAAAGACUACUGCUGUUGCUAUGGCAAAAGCUGUGCGGGAACGAUUUUUCAUUGAUGUUAUGGAACCCCAGCUGAUGCAAACUUCAGAGAUUGGAAUCCUCACAUCAACUGCACUAUUACAUCGCGUUGUUCGACAAGUGACUUCAGAUGUCUUGCUGCAGGAAGUAGUUUAUUUUAUACUUGGAGAACACAGGGAGCCAGAAACUUUGACAGACAUCAACAGACAUCCAUUGCGGCAUAGGCUAAUUGAACACUGUGAUCAUAUUUCUGAUGAGAUCAGCAUAAUGACUUUACGGAUGUUUGAGCACCUUUUGCAGAAACCCAAUGAGCACAUUCUUUAUAAUUUGGUUCUGAGAAAUUUAGAAGAAAGAAACUAUAUGGAAUAUAGGCCUCUCUGUCCAGAAGAUAAAGAUGUGGUAGAGAAUGGACAGAUUGCAGGAGCAGUAGACCUAGAAGAAGAUCCAUUAUUUACCGAUCUGUCUCCAGAUAACACAUUGUCAGCUCAAGAGUGGCUCAGUGCUUCCCCACCUGUCAGCCCAGAACAUCCAAAGAAUGAUGGGAAGACUGAAGUUCACAAAAUUGUAAAUAGUUUUCUCUGUCUUGUACCCGAUGAAGCUAAGUCAUCGUAUCAUGUGGAGGGUACAGGGUAUGACACUUACCUCAGAGAUGCCCACAGACAAUUCCGGGAUUAUUGUGUCAUCUGCUUACGGUGGGAGUGGCCUGGGUCUCCCAGAUCUAUAGAAAAGUGCAAUUUAGAAGCAUCAUUUUUUGAAGGACACUUCUUGAAAGUCUUAUUUGAAAGAAUGGGCAGGAUUCUUGAUCAGCCCUAUGAUGUAAAUUUGCAAGUUACGUCAGUGUUGUCCAAACUGUCCUUAUUUCCCCAUCCUCACAUACACGAAUACCUUUUGGAUCCUUAUGUAAACCUAGCUUCUGGCUGCAGGUCUCUCUUCUCUGUUAUUGUCAGGGUUGUUGGGGACCUCAUGGUUAGAAUUCAGCGCAUCCCAGAUUUCACUCCCAAACUUCUGCUGGUCAGAAAACGCCUGCUGGGCUUGGAGCCAGAAGGGCCUAUCAUUGACCACAUGACGUUACUAGAGGGCGUGAUUGUGCUGGAAGAGUUCUGCAAAGAGCUGGCAGCAAUCGCGUUUGUGAAGUAUCAUGCCUCAUCUACACCAUAAGCAGCCUUCCUGAGCAGGCAGGUUGUAAAGCUACCUAGCUUGUUUCAGUCAGAAAGACUUUUGGCAGCAACCAGAUAAGAAGAGGUGGCGCCUCCUGGAAGAAUCAGCUGACAUCUGGCAGAAUUGGAAGGCAAAUAACUUUCAGCAGAUGUUGAUACUGCAUGAGAAAGGGGAUUCAAAUGGACCUAGAAGAUGACAGCAUUUCUAGCCACUGUGAGCAGAGCUGCAAAAGCUGCAUGAAGAACCACAGACAUCAGACCUUGGUUAUUCUGUUAUAAUGACAAUGUUCAGAGUUGGGUAUUCUGUAUGUCCUGAGGCUCACACACACCAAUUCUGCUUUUUUGUGACCAUAUUACUUUAAAAAGGCAAAUUAAUUUUGUAACGUUUUUAUGUCUUAAUUAUUUUUUCUUUUCAGUUGGAUAUAUGAAAGGAAAUUGCAACUAAAAUCGAAGAGGUUAAAAAAAACCUCACUGAUCCAUAUAGGGUGGGAUUGUUUCUGUUUGGGUGAAUCUUAGACUACUCUGAGCUUGAUUCCCCAGUGGAUUACUCUAGGAGAUAUAUCAGUAUAAAAUCAAUACUAAUGGAAUUAAUCCUGAUUUGGCAUCACAUCCCCAACAAAUAUAUCUGAAAUGUACAUGCUUCUAGCACAUUUGUCUCUGUCAUUCCAAGUGACUGCUUGUCAGGUCACCUGUGUAACUAGAUUUGCUUUAAGUUUUGGCUUGUGAACUCUAGGUGCUUGACUCAUGUCACCUGUACAGGGAAGUUAAUUACAGGUCAUCAUUAGUAGCUGUUGCUGAAACAGUAUUUUUAAUUUCUUUUAAAUUGUUAUUUACCCUGAAUUGGUUUAAAAAUCUGUUGUGCCUUGACAAUUAACAGCAUAAAUGUUCUGUCAGUUUUAGAAACGUUUUUGUUGCUUGUCUGCCCAUUGCAGCAAUGCCCAGUGAAAGACUGAUUGAUGCUGAUUCAGUUACAGCAUUGAUACCACGUACAGGACCAAAAUUUGCACCUGCUUUUGGUAGUGCUGUGAUGCACAAGUAUGUCUCACUGAACCUUUUUCAAUAUGAGUGCUAUCAGCCAGGGCAGGCAUUUGCACUGCAAGCAGAGGGCCAUUUGUACUUCAGCAGGCUUUGAUUCUGCUUCUCUAAUAUGAUAGCAGCCAGCACUUCAGACACGUCUUGCUGCUCAUUGCCACAUACUCACCAUCAGGUCCAGGCAGCCUUCAGGACACACUGAGUAACUGGGAGGAUGGACCUGUCCUGCUAGUGUCUAGCCAGUCAGGUGUGCAGCACCCCUUUCGCCACUAUGAACCUAACAGCAUAGGCCAGCAAGGUAGAGUUGAGCUCCUUGUAUUUACAUUUUAUUUCUUUAUUUGUCUUUCCUCCUGUCCUAUUUGCACAGCUAAUGCCCAUUUCAGAUGUGAUUGCUCCUCUGCAAAUACAGACUAAUUUACUUAGUCAUUAGAAUUAUUCUGGAUGUAUAUGACUGUACCAAGAAUCAGAUUCUGCUCUGAAUCCAUGCCUUUGAGGUCUUGGUUUUUAAUAUUUAUGGAGUCUGGAUGUUGAAAAACCUUUUGAGUUAGCAGGUUAAUUAGAACAGUGUCACAGUUAAUGGGCUAAAUUUAUUCUUGUCACAACAGUGGAGAGAGUCCUGCUGUAAAAGCUUCCAGUAUAGUUUCAGUUGGAGAGAGCAUUUCUGGAACUGAGGAAAAUGUUUUGGCAGGUAUAACUCCCUUUAAUGGGAGGAUUUUGUCCAAAACAUUGCAUUUACCUCUUUUGUUUUAGCAACAAAAGAGCAUGUUUUACUUCUUCGCUGUUCUUUUCUUUAGCCCAAAUGUGUUUUCAGGUCAAAGUAGUGUAGUAGGGUAAAGUAUAAAAAGAAAAUACAGGGGUUUAAAAUUUUUGGUCUUUAGAAACAUACCUUGAAAGUGGCGCAAGUAUUGCAGUCACUCCACAUUAGAAGCUUUGUUAACAUAACACACCUGACCAUGGUUUAGGAGGUAUCUAUGCAAAGUGAUGUUUAAUACAUAUACUUGUUACAAAUCAAGUCUCAGUUCAGCAAAGCAUUUCAAUGUAAGCUUAAUUUCAAGAACUCCUAAGUCACAAUCUUUCAGGUGAACAAAGUGAAGCUGUUGAGCACAAACUGAUGCUUUACUGAAUCUUGGUCUUUGCUUGUUAUGCUUGAGCUUAGUCACUUUUUUUUUUUCAGGUUUCCUAUUUUCCUUAUUUAUUUUGUUUUAAAGGUUAUGUUCCAGAAUUCUUCUAAUGUCCCAAUUCCAGUGGAAACUGGAAGUGAAAAUGCUACUCUAAAUGAAAAUGAGAAAAAUGUUGAACAAAACUGGUCAAGAGCAUUCCAAGCAACACCCCAAUUUAUAAAGCCUGAUCUCAAGGGAGAGCAUUAACAUCACCUCUGUUGUUGUUUCCACUGACACCUGAGCUCAUUGUGUCAGCCAGCUUCUGGAAGGACUGCUGCAACCUCUGUGGCACCUUAAUGUAAACCAGUCUCCCCAGUUACAAACAGUUCCUUCCAGCUUGUCCAUGAGAAAAAUAAGUAGCUAUAACCAGAAGAACUCUUAAUUUCAGGAUAACACUGGUGAUGUUCUUGCAAACUCCAAUGUUCUUUAGUUGAUAAAUUUACUACCAGUUGUGGAUUCAUCCUGAUAGAAUUGAAGCAAUUCUUAAAGUUGUUUUAAUCUAAACUGCUUUAUUACAUGAUGGCAAUGACUUUUAUUUUUGUAAAAGUGAUUUAAUCUUUCUUUAAGAGAUGGAAGUCAUUUAAUUAUAUUUUUCAUGCACUUUUUUUUUUGUUUAAGAAAAAAAGUUUAGAAGUAAGUUCAGGUCCAUGUUUUCACCUUUCUGAUAUAGGCAUGUCAUUGAGGUGCUUGUUUUGUUUCUGUGUGCGUGUGUUUGUACGUGGUUAUUUAUUACCCAGAGAUGGACACCUGAGAAAAUACAUGGCCUGAAGUUCCCAGCAUAUGCAGAUCCUCCAGGUGUCAGUGGGAAGUGCAAGUAGAAAAUAUGGCCACUAGGAUUAGAUUGAAAUACUUGAGAGGUAAUACUAGAGUAAUUUUUUAUUUCAGAAAGCAGAUCCAAACCCCAUUUUAAUCCUGAUGCACAUGUUUGUAAAUAGACACAUUUUUUACCUUCUUUUUUUUUCCAUUUCUAGUUUGUAUUUGAUUUAGAAUCUGAGGUAGAAAAUUUUGUGAUAAGCCAUGUGCUAGCUCUGGUAGAAGCAGUUUGUCCUUAGUUUCUCAUAUGACUGUGAUAUUCCUGCCCUUCAGAUCCUGUCUGUGUAAUGUUCUUAUGUAUUUGUGCAAUACAAAAGCUGUGGUUUGAUACACGGCUUGAGUCUGGUUGUAUGACACCUUUGUAUAUAUAUACAUAUAUAUAUAUGUAAGGACCAGAAUCCCAAGCUUGCUUACACUAUGAUUAGUGUAAAAAUUUUCACACUCAAUUUUACAGGGCACAAGUAAUAAUGGACUGUCUUUGUGAAGUGCAUGGUAAUUUCUGCCAUAACCUGCUGUGAAGUUUCACAGGUGACAUUUUAAUUAGUGCUAUUUGUCUUGCUAAAAGAAGUACUAAACCAAAGUGCUAGGAUGAUGCUGUAGACUUGGGGGGCUACAUGGAAAAAUCCAUACUUGAUACUGCAUAUCAUACAGGGUUUUCAAACCCUGAUCCUUAAUGCUUUCUGUGCCCUGUAAAAUAGUGUAACUCUAUAAAAAAGAUAUACUCCUUGUUUUGCCUCCUGCCUUGUUUACAUUAAACAGAGGAUAUUCAGUAAAACUUUUCUAUUAAACUUUGUGUAGGUCACUUACUGACAGUGUUGCCAAGGUUUCACAAGUGUGGGAUUUCUAAUGAGGGAUUGUGAAGCAGCCACAUUACCAGACAUACAAUAUCAAGUUUUAUGAAGGAGGUUGUGAUAAAUUCCAACUUUUUUUGUGCUAAAAAAAAAUGCAUGGAGGAUUAAAAAGGGAUAUUCUCAAAUAAAUUAAUUUCAUCAAA